AUGAGUGCAGCAAAAAAAGCAAAAACAGAUAGUGGAAGAUCAUUCCAAGAGGCCUGGACAGAGUCAUUUGGAGUGAUUGAACGCAAUGGGAAAGCGUUAUGCAUUCUCUGUAAUGAAACUGUUGUUUGUCGCACAUCAAGUGUCAGACGGCAUUUGGACACCAACCACAAAAGUGUUGCCGCACUUGGUGAAACUGAAAGAAAAGAGUUUCUUGAAGGGAAAUUAAGAAGCUAUCAAUCCCAGUACCGUAGUUUUUCCAACUACCUUUCUAAAACAAAUCAUCUGACAAAUGCCAGUUUUCAAAUUUCACUAUGCCUAGCAAAACAUGGUAAGCCCCUCUCUGAUGGGGAUAUGAUAAAAAUGGCCAUGCUGUCUGGGAGUAAUUCCCUUUUCCACGAUUUCCCAAACAAGGAUAAGAUUAUUCAGCGCAUCUCUGAGAUGCCACUUAGCAGAAAUACUGUUAAAGACCGAGUCCAGCGCAUGGCAAGUGAUGUUAGUCAGCAGCUCACCACUGACUUACAAAAGGCAGCCUGUUACUCCAUGUGCUUGGACGAAAGCACAGAUAUAAAUAAUCAUGCAAGGCUAGCAGUAAUUAUGCGUUAUGCUGCUGGUGACAUUAUGAGAGAAGAGCUGGUGAAACUAGUGUCUUUGCAUAAAAGAACACAAGGGAUAGAUAUCUACAAUGCUGUGAUGGAGGUUUUUUUGUCACAAGACAUAAGACCAGAAAAAGUGGUUUCAAUUACUAGUGAUGGGGCGCCUUCUAUGGUGGGGGCAACAUCUGGUUUCAUACAGUUCUUUGUUAAAGAAACGAAACAUGAAGUCAUUCAGUUCCAUUGCAUUAUACACCAAGAAGCUCUUUGUGCCAGGGAAAGCAGCAAUAAAUUUGACGAUGUCCUCCAAGAUGUCACAAAAAUGGUGAAUUACAUCAUGGCUCGCGCUCUGAAUUGUCGACAGUUUCAAGCACUUCUUGAGGAGGUUCAGGCCCAGUAUAAUUAUUUACUUAUGUACAAUAAUGUACGGUGGCUGAGCAGAGGACGAGUCCUGGAGAGAUUUGUAGCCUGUUUGGAUGAAAUUAGGCUCUUUAUGAAUGAAAAAGAGCAGGAAUAUCCACAGCUCACUGAUAUGGCCUGGCUUACCAACCUCAUGUUUUUUACAGAUUUUACACUGCAUUUCAAUGUACUGAACAAACAACUGCAAGGUGUAGGGAAAACAGCAGAAAGAAUGUUUUGCGAUAUCAAAACAUUUGAGAGAAAACUACAGGUUUUUGAAAGAGACCUUGAAAGUGGGCAGCUAAAAUAUUUUCCAAAUCUAAAAAAGCAUUUAGAAAAUGCUACAGCAUUUGCAGACAAUCCUACCAGCCACCAGGAAAUCUACAAGGAAUUUUCUAGCAUCCUAGCAGCUGUGAUGGUGAAUUUUAGUAAAAGAUUUUUACAAUUCCGUAAAUUGGAGACAACCCUGUGUUUUCUCACUUCUCCAGAUAAAGCCAAAUUUGAAGAACUUGAUCUUUCCUGCUUAGACUGGUUAGACUUAGGAAGUCUAGAAAUGGAGCUAUUGGAAUUUCAAGAAAGCUCUAUCUGGAAAAAUAAAUUCUCUGACCUGCAUGAAACACUUGAGAAGAUGGAAGGGAUGACCAAGGACAGCACAGUUAGUUCUGAAAAUGAGAUCCUUAAAGUGUGGAAUUCCCUGCCAAAUAACUUUAAGUCUAUGAAAGCACUUGCGAUUGCUUUACUUACUUUGUUUGAAUCAUCUUAUGCUUGUGAGCAGCUUUUUUCAGCUUUGAAUUAUAUCAAAUCUGACAUCAGAAAUAGACUAACAGACGACCUCAGUGCUGCAUGUGUUGCUCUCAAACUUACAAAGUAUGAGCCAAGAUUUGACAAAUUGUCAGCAUGCAUACAACUGCAAAAAUCACAUUAA
Messenger RNA from Bufo bufo (common toad), 1914 nucleotides. Its product is annotated as general transcription factor II-I repeat domain-containing protein 2-like. Gene Ontology annotation, molecular function: protein dimerization activity. The transcript has a single exon. Lineage: Eukaryota; Metazoa; Chordata; Amphibia; Anura; Bufonidae. Bases 1 to 1914 code for a protein of 637 amino acids. The record is from RefSeq and is a predicted model, not a curated record.